Gopherus flavomarginatus (Mexican gopher tortoise) is the source of this 1386-nucleotide messenger RNA. It is a transcript of the gene GDF9, whose product is annotated as growth differentiation factor 9. Gene Ontology annotation, cellular component: extracellular region. The transcript has 2 exons. NCBI's taxonomy places the organism in Eukaryota, Metazoa, Chordata, Testudines, Testudinidae. The coding region runs from base 1 to 1386 and encodes 461 amino acids. The record is from RefSeq and is a predicted model, not a curated record. Gene Ontology annotation, biological process: BMP signaling pathway; SMAD protein signal transduction. Gene Ontology annotation, molecular function: growth factor activity; cytokine activity.
AUGACCUCUAGCAUCAUGGUAAUUCCCUGGAGAAUCUUCAUCUGUUUCUAUUACUCUGUCAGGUUACUUUCUUCUGUUGCUCUGUGUUCCCCCAGCUCUAGGGAUGAGGCAGUGUCUGAGAGGACCCCUGAGUUGUUGCUUGUUCCUGAGGAUGAGUCCCCUGUGCUACCUCCAGUGUUGCUACUGCCACCAGGUGUAAGAAAUGGCUAUGCCCUCCUGCCACCCCUUCUCAAGGUACUGUCUGACCAGAGACCUCACAGUUGGGAAGGUGAGUCCCCAAGACUCCAACCAGAUUCCAGAGCCCUUAGGUAUAUGAAGCGGCUAUAUAAGAUGUCUGCCACAAAAGAAGGGAUCCCAAAAGCCAACAAAAGUCACCUCUACAACACUGUCUGGCUCCUCACUCCAUGUGCUGAGUGCAAGCACCACCCCAAGGACCAAAUAAAAGAAGACCUUCACUCAGUGGAUCUGCUUUUCAAUCUGGAUCGUGUUACUGCGCUGGAGCAUUUACUCAAGUCUGUCUUGCUCUAUUCCUUUGACAGAUCAGUUUUUAGUUCUUCUGCCAUUACAUGCACGUGCCACGUAGCUGUUAAGGAAAAUGAUCCUUCUGGUCAAGUGUGUCCUAAUGUACUUCAGCCAAUUACUUUUAAUCUGCACUUUGAACUCAGAAGACACAAAUGGAUUGAGAUUGAUGUGACCUCUUUUCUUCAGCCUCUAAUUGCCUCUAACAAGAGGAGUAUCCAUAUAGCUGUGAAUUUCACUUGUCUGAAAGAUGAUCAACACCACAACUCUAACCUGGGAAAUUCCUUUAAUAUGGCAUUGGUGCCCCCUUCUCUUCUCUUGUACCUAAAUGACACCAGUGAGCAAGCUUAUCGCAGGUGGCAUAGAAGGAAAAAUCCAAUGUGGUCCAGAUGGAGAAAUAAUCCACUUGCAGAUUCCUUGGAAGAAAUGGGAACAGAAAAUAUGCAGUAUAAAAGGGCAUCUCGCCACCGAAGAGAUGAAGAUGUGAAAGAGAACCCAUCUGCUCCAACUUAUAAUUUGAGUGAAUACUUCAAACAAUUCCUGUUUCCUCAAAAUGAAUGUGAGCUUCACAACUUCCGACUAAGUUUUAGCCAACUGAAGUGGGACAAAUGGAUAAUAGCACCACACAGAUACAGCCCUCAAUAUUGCAAAGGUGACUGCCCAAGGGUGGUUGGGCAUCGUUAUGGGUCUCCUGUCCAUACAAUGGUACAGAACAUCAUAUAUGAGAAAUUGGACUCCUCUGUUCCAAGGCCUUCUUGCAUUCCUGCUGAAUAUAGCCCCUUGAGUGUCUUGACAAUAGAGCCUGAUGGUUCUAUAGUCUACAAAGAAUAUGAAGAUAUGAUAGCUACUAAAUGUACUUGUCGGUAA